Messenger RNA from Paramormyrops kingsleyae, 3140 nucleotides. RefSeq names its product serine/threonine-protein phosphatase 2A 56 kDa regulatory subunit epsilon isoform. Gene Ontology annotation, cellular component: cytosol; protein phosphatase type 2A complex; nucleus. The record is from RefSeq and is a predicted model, not a curated record. NCBI's taxonomy places the organism in Eukaryota, Metazoa, Chordata, Actinopteri, Osteoglossiformes, Mormyridae. Gene Ontology annotation, molecular function: protein phosphatase activator activity. Gene Ontology annotation, biological process: protein dephosphorylation; signal transduction.
UUCGUAUGCAUCGAUGUUGUGUGUGUUCAUGAAGUCAGCCCAGUUAAUAUUGACAAUAGGGAGGAAGGCGAUCGGCCGAAAUCGCAAAGACUGAGAAAGGAGAGAAAAGCGGAAAAGACGGGGACGCCCUGCAAGUAGCACAAUCCGCGACAAGACGGGAAAUGCAAUCCGUUUCGGCCUAUCGCUGUGUAUGAGUGUAUUAUGAUCUAUGGGACUCGAAGGAUUAUUUCGUUAGCAAGCAAGCUAAAGGGUGCUCGGGGUCCGUGUGUCUGAGGAAGGCCGGAGUACCUCGCCGGUGUUAUCUGCGCACUGCCCGGCCGUACCGGCUCGUCGGAGAAAGACGGAAAGCGCCAGCGUGCAGAUACUGUGUAACAGGAUCACUCCUUACCGCCGUAUCCUCUGCGAAACAUAGAGGAAGAAGCAGGGCUAUGUCCUCAGCAGCCACCACGCCCCCAUCGGUGGACAAAGUGGAUGGAUUUUCUCGGAAGUCUGUCAGGAAGGCCAAGCAGAAGCGCUCACAGAGUUCCUCUCAGUUCCGAUCUCAGGGCAAACCCAUUGAGCUUACUCCGCUGCCCCUGCUGAAAGACGUUCCGGCGUUGGAGCAGCCGGAGCUGUUCCUGAAGAAGCUGCAGCAGUGCUGUACGAUCUUCGAUUUCAUGGAUACGCUGUCGGACCUUAAGAUGAAGGAGUACAAGCGCUCCACCCUUAAUGAGCUGGUGGACUACGUCACAGUCAGCCGGGGCUACCUGACGGAGCAGGCUUACCCAGAGGUGGUCAGAAUGGUGUCCCACAAUAUUUUCCGGACCCUUCCUCCCAGUGACAGUAAUGAAUUUGACCCCGAAGAGGACGAGCCGACGCUCGAGGCAUCGUGGCCACACUUGCAGCUUGUAUAUGAGUUCUUCAUUCGCUUCUUGGAGAGUCAAGAAUUCCAGCCCAGCAUUGCCAAAAAAUAUAUAGACCAGAAAUUUGUAUUACAGCUCCUGGAGCUCUUUGACAGUGAGGACCCCCGGGAGAGAGACUACCUGAAGACAGUCUUACACAGAAUUUACGGGAAGUUCCUGGGACUGCGGGCUUUUAUACGAAAACAGAUUAACAAUAUUUUUCUACGUUUUGUGUAUGAAACUGAGCACUUCAAUGGGGUGGCGGAGCUGCUGGAGAUCCUGGGCAGCAUCAUCAACGGCUUCGCCCUUCCCCUCAAAGCAGAGCACAAGCAGUUCCUGGUCAAGGUGUUGAUCCCGCUGCACACCGUCCGGAGCCUGUCGCUCUUCCAUGCACAGUUGGCCUAUUGCAUCGUACAGUUUCUGGAGAAGGACCCAGCACUAACAGAGCCGGUUAUCAGAGGUUUGCUAAAGUUCUGGCCAAAAACAUGCAGUCAAAAAGAGGUGAUGUUCCUCGGCGAGCUUGAAGAGAUCCUGGAUGUGAUUGAGCCCACACAGUUUGUCAAGAUUCAGGAGCCUCUCUUCAAGCAGAUCUCCAGAUGUGUCUCAAGUCCACACUUCCAGGUUGCUGAGAGGGCCCUGUACUACUGGAACAACGAGUACAUCAUGAGUCUGAUCGAGGAGAACUCGGCUAUGAUUCUGCCCAUCAUGUUUGCCAGCUUGUACCGCAUUUCCAAAGAGCACUGGAACCCGGCUAUAGUAGCCCUCGUCUACAACGUGCUCAAAGCGUUCAUGGAGAUGAACAGCCUGCUGUUUGACGAGCUCACGGCUUCCUACAAGUCUGAACGUCAGCGCGAGAAGAAGAGGGAGAAGGAUCGAGAGGAGCUGUGGAGGAAGCUGGAGGACCUGGAGCUGAAGAAGGGCGUCCAGAGCGACGGCAUCAUACCCACUUAACAGCGGCGGGUGCUGUGCUGUGCAAUGGUUAGCCCCCCCUACUCUGCCCGCCCCCAGGCAGGUGGAGGACACCCCCCCCAUCGUGCGACUUACUUUAUGGUAGAUCCAAACAUCAGUUUCAUUAUUUCAGCCACAGUGUAAAUAACUUUUGUCCUCUUUUUUUUUUUUUUCCUCCCUCUUAAAAAUAUUAUGCUAAACGAAAGACGUAAAAGGACAAAACACGUAACAAACGGAAAAGUUUUGUGGCAAAAACAGACUUUGGACUGUAGAAUUUGAACUUUUUUUCUGUAAAGGAAAAAAAACCACAAAAAUUAUUUUAGUAAGCUCAGCCCCAACCCUCCAAAAAAAAAAAUUCUUGCACCAGCCCCCUCUGCUCUGAUGAGCACCUUGUACAUUUACCUCAUUUGGGAACUGGGACCCCCUGGCUCCAGAGGGCACAGGUGUGGGCCAGAUGGGGCGUGUCCUACACCCUUGGACACACCCACUCCUAGGACUCCUCCCUCUCUCCUUCCUCCAGCAUGAAAGAUCUGCUGCCAGGUUCUCUACUUCUUAGCAGAGCAGGACCCAUAACAGGAAGAUGGUUCUUCACCCAGAGGACAUCAUAGCUCAAGAACCAGGUCCCAGGGGGACCUCAGGAGGAACAGAGAAAACCAAAAAUGAAAGUUAAAAUUCAUCUAAAGAACUUUUGUUUUCUGUCUUCACUUCAAUUUUUUGAGUUACAUCACUGGAGAUCUGCCAGCUGUGUGUUCCUGUGGGUUUGUCAGCAUGGUCUGCAGGCUCUGCUGCUUCCAGGCCGUCAGUAACCUGUGAAGUUGACCUUUGCAGGUGGAACGGUGACCUGCAGCCCUUUGAGGUUCUGGGUUCCUCUGGGGAACCUCGAGUAUUGAGGGGUGGAACGCUCCAUAUCUCGGUUUUCCAUAGUAUUAAGAUUCUAUAAAAUGUUAUUAAAUGCAGUACACUGAUAUCUUUUCUCUUAACAAUUUAGACUAUAUUUUAAUAAGAACAGUUCAUAAGAGGUGAAACGAAAGGAGCCCUCCUGGUAUUCUCGCUGUUAUUUUUUUACCUUUUUAAAGGGUGGGGGUGUGGUUGAGGGAGGGGCUCAGCUCGGCGGGGUCAGAGAGCUGCCGGAGAACUCCAUGUUGGAUCCACUGUACUGUUCGCAUUGAGCCCUUUCACAUUCAUUGAGUGCUUAAGGAUGGGCCAGGUAUGAGAGCAUCAUUUAAAAAGGGUUGGAUAAAUAAGGAAAAAAAUGUCUAAUUAUUUUAAAAAUAAAGAAAUAUUAAAUUAAACUUGUUUUGUGAUAAACCA